AAAUAAAUAUGGGUUCAAGACAUAGUAAAGGAGCCGUAGCAAAGUCAGAACUAGUUGAUGAAGUAUCAAUUGAAAAAUUGGAACAUCAACACGGAAAAUAUGGAGAAUGUAACGAAUGCAUGCAACAGAAUACUGGAUACGGCUGUUGGUAUCGUGACUAUGAUGAUAAGAAAGAAUUUCCUGAGCUGUGGAGUCAAAUUGAAGCAGCUGAAAAGUUACAAGCUUCUGAAGGUUUCUCAAUUAACACAUCAAAUAAUGAUAGAGCUACAAGAGCUUAUAUUACACACCAUCAGGCCUCCUAUACAAGUUGCGCUUUAAGUUUCGCAAAUCUUUCACAACCUGUAAAUGCGUCUGAUAUCAUUGUCUAA
This is a messenger RNA of Racocetra persica, 368 nucleotides long. NCBI's taxonomy places the organism in Eukaryota, Fungi, Glomeromycota, Glomeromycetes, Diversisporales, Gigasporaceae. The record is from the annotation of a GenBank genome assembly.